AUGGAUUCUUCUAUAUAUGCAAGUGAAGAUGUUGAUGUUGAUUGCAUGAAGGGUGAGUGUAUUUCUAUAGAUAUGCAAUUAUACGGAUCGGUCUUCUCUGCUGGGAAUUCAAUCAAGGGAAAGGUGAAAAAGCUCUGCAGCAUAUUCGAAUCCACCAAAUCCCUAACAUCAGUUCUGGAUGAAUUGCAAUCGCAAUUACAAUCGCCUACCAAAUUGAAACCCACCAAAUCGAUCGAAUUCGAUUCUAGGGUUUCUUUGUUCAUGACCAACCCUCUAAUUCGAUUGCCGGGUACUGAAGAUCGAAUUGUCGUCUAUUUCACCAGUUUGAGGGGAAUUCGGAGGACAUAUGAGGAUUGUUAUGCUGUGAGGAUGAUAUUGAGGGGAUUUAGGGUUUUCGUCGACGACUGUGACAUUUCCAUGGAUUCAGCUUAUAGGAAAGAAUUGCAGAGUGUUCUGGGCAAAAAGAAUGUGACUUUGCCACAAGUGUUCGUCCGACGGAAGUACAGAGGUGCUGAUGUGAUCAAACAACUUCAUGAGGUUGGUGAAUUGGCCAAAAUUCUCAGUGGGCUUUCGAUUCAAGAACUUGGGUUUGUCUGGAAGGGCUGUGGGGAUGCCAAGUUCAUUCCGUGCUCGAAUUGUAGUGGAAGUAGAAAAGUUUACGACGAAGACGAAGACUAGUUGAAGAGAUGCCUGGAGUGCAAUGAGAACGGGUUGAUCCGGUGUCCAACUUGCUGUUCUUCUUAAUAAUAUAUAUAUAUAUAUAUAAAGUACAAAAAUACAUAUAUAUAC
Messenger RNA from Cornus florida, 789 nucleotides. RefSeq lists its product as uncharacterized. NCBI's taxonomy places the organism in Eukaryota, Viridiplantae, Streptophyta, Magnoliopsida, Cornales, Cornaceae. The record is from RefSeq and is a predicted model, not a curated record.